CCCCUCACUCGUCUUCUCUCUCGUCUCUCCCCAUUUCCUUCCUGCACCGCAGCCUUCCCCAUUUCCCACUCCUCUCCCAAUCGCCUCCUAGCUACAAAUUCCCACCAGUGUCCGGCGGAUCUCCGGAGUGCGCACCCGAAGGACGGCUGAGGCCACGGACGGCGUCGCGGGGUAGCAGCGGGGCGGUGCCGGGCUGGGCCAUGGAUAGCCGCGGGGUGGCGCGGAGGCAGGCGACGGCGGGGUAGUGGGCCAUCAGCGUCAUCGCUCCCGCGGAGCUCCCCGGAGAUCCCAAGCCGCCGCCGGCAACCAGCAGCUCUCGCGCGAGGCGGCUCUGUCUCCACCCCUCUCGUCUUUCCGCUAGGGUUUUACCCCGAUCCCUAUCACUAUAGAGGUCACAGAUGGCUUCAUCACAGCAUGUUGAAGUGGAGGCUGCGAAGUUACUUCAUAAACUUAUUCAGGAGUCAAAGGACGAACCUGCUAAAUUAGCAACAAAACUUUAUGUGAUAUGUCAGCAUAUGAAAUUAAGUGGAAAGGAGCAGUCUCUGCCAUAUCAGGUCAUAUCUAGGGCCAUGGAGACUGUUGUAAGCCAACAUGGUAUUGAUAUGGAUGCGUUGCGAUCAUCACGGAUUCCAUUUGCUGGCGGUUCACAAGCAGUAGAUUCUGGUAGUGUUAUGUCAAAGGACAAGGAGAUCAUUGGUAGUCAGGCUCUCAUGGUUGGAAGUGAUGCAUCCCAGAAUAGCGGGCAAGCUGCAUUGAGGCAUCCAUCAGGUUCAGCAGACAUGGCAAGACAUGGGGUACAUAUUCCUGGAAGGAAUCCAGUAGGACAAAACAGGGGUGAUGUCGCAGGAGCUGAUAUUCAUCAAGGCUCCAUGUCGCAGAAGAGUGGUAGGUCCUCUGGAAUCGAAAGCCCUGCAAGUCUGCAAAUGGAAGACACUAGAUCUAUGAAUUCACAUGAUUCUUUGAAGUCCGAUGAAAAAACAAGCAAGAAAUCAUCUUCCAAGAGGAAAAAGAUGGAUCCAAAGGCACCAGGAGAUUUGCAAGCUGAAGACAACUCAAAGUCAGAUGCUAUCUCUACUGGACAAAAUGCUAGAAAAAAGAGACAGGUUGGCAAAGCUGGUUCACAAGGUCAGCCUUCCAGAGGAGUUGAGCCUGAGCAAUCACAUACACUCCAAGGUGCAAGUGGUCAGGUGCCGCCCUUACCGGGUGGCACAUCUUUUUUCAGGGCCCAGCAGGAAGGUCCACCAGCUUCGGCUGGUAGGACUGUCGACGGUACUAAACAAUCAAACCCAUUCACAAUGUCACAAGUUUCAAAUUUUGCUGAAGGGGUGGCUUCUGGUAGUAUCCCAGUUGAGUUGCAGAAAAGUAUACUGGGAGGAGCGAAUUUGUUUAAUACUGGUUAUGGCUGGAAUCAAAAUCCACAAGGUCCAGUUAUGAAAAAUACUCAAGGGUCUGUUCCCAGUUUAAUGCGGUCAGGAGUUAAUGUCGAAGGGAAAAUGAAUGUAGGGUCACAAGGAGCAGCUCUUAAGCCUACUCCGGCAUCACAAAUGGAUUUCCCCACAAUCCCUGCCUACAUGUCUUCUUCCUUUGGAGGUGGCUCACAAUUUCUGGACAAGGGCAAGGACUUGGCUUCUGGCAAUGCUGGCACUGAACUUCAUUCUGCUGCUAAAGUUGGAGCGCACUUGGGGGUUACGCAUGGCAUUCCAAUGCAAGAAAGGCAAAGUAUUAGCAGAGCACCACAGAGGACCGAGUCAUCUUUCCAAGCUCCAAACACGCCAUUCAAAGAACAACAGUUAAAGCAGCUCAGAGCACAGUGCUUAGUAUUUCUUGCAUUCAGAAACAAUAUGCAGCCCAGAAAGGUGCAUCUCGAAAUUGCCUUAGGAGGAGGACCCCCUACUGAAGGUGGUGGUACAGGUCAGAGAGGUAAUGAGAGCAGAGUGCCUGAUGGUUCUACAAGGGAAAACUGUAGCAGCCAGGAAAACUCUGCAAUCUUUGGUAGGCAAAGUGAUAUGUCUAGACUUCCAUCCACAUCUACAGGCAGUGUUGCAGAUGUUGAUUCCUCGUUGAAAGAUCCAGAAAUUGUUAAAAAGAAGACCAUGAUAGCUGAGCAUGAGAAAUUGUCGAUGGAAGUAGAAAAUAUCCAGCAAGCUGUUGUUUUACAGGGAACUGGUUCUGGUUCCCAAGAAAUAGUAGCUCCCGUGCCAUCUGGUCCACAGCAGUCAUACUUUCUGGGAGAUACAAGAAGGAUUGUCCCUGAGACCUACAGGACUGAUGCUGAAAAUUUGGAUAGAAAUUUAAGUUGGGGAGGCCAGGGACCAUCUUCUUUGGGUGGUAAUAGACAGCAUCCAAACUUGGAAGCUGGCCUUUUGGCCAAAGAUCGAUCACAGGAUGAAGCGUCUAAAGAAUCACUUCCACCUCCGAGGCUUCAUCGUAUCCCUGUUGAUGGUCAGAACUAUAAUUUACCAGGAAAGGAACAAACUCCAGAGACAGCUGGAACUGAGGUUGAAAAUUGCAGCUACAUGGGAGAGAUGUCAGAUCGAUCUGCCGAUGAAGGAGAUGGUGAUCUCUCCGAGCAUGAUGAUUUCACAUCAUCUCCUCCAAAAUACACAAUGACUGAAAAAUGGAUCUUGGAUUAUCAAAAGAGAAAACAUGAAGAAAAUGGAAAGAAGGUGUUAGAGCAGCAGAAGGCACAUAAAAGGAUGUCAGAAUCCUAUCAGAAGCUAAAGGAAAAUGUUAGUUCAUCUGAAGAUCUUUCUGCAAAGACGAAGACUGUAAUUGAAUUGAAAAAGCUUCAGCUUCUCCCACUUCAACGCCGUGUGCGCAGUGACUUCAUGUCAGAAUUUUUUAAGCCUAGUACAGCUGAUUUGGAGCGUGUAAAAGCAGUAAAGAAACAUCGGCAUGGACGCCGUGUGAAACAGCUAGAAAAGAUUGAACAGAAAAUGAAGGAGGAAAGGCAAAAGAGAAUUCGCGAGAGACAAAAAGAGUUCUUUGCUGAUAUAGAGGCCCACAGAGAGAAAUUAGAAGAUAUCUUCAAGGCUAAAAGAGAACGCCUGAAGGGAUUUAAUAGAUAUAUAAAAGAAUUCCACAAGAGGAAAGAGCGAAUUCAUAGGGAGAAACUGGAUAGAAUCCAACGGGAGAAGAUCAACCUCCUUAAGAACAAUGACGUUGAAGGGUAUCUUAGGAUGGUCCAGGAUGCAAAAUCUGACCGUGUUAAGCAACUGCUGCGAGAAACUGAGAAAUAUCUUCAGAAACUUGGGGCCAAAUUACGAGGUGACAGUUCCAUGGAUGGCCGUGCAUCUUAUCUUUCUGAUAAGAGCGUCAGUGCAAAUGAUGUUGAAGAUGAGAGCUACCAGCCUCAGAAUUAUCUAGAGAGCAACGAAAAGUACUAUCAAUUGGCCCACAGUGUAAAGGAGGUUGUUAACGACCAGCCUUCUUAUCUUCAGGGCGGGACAUUGAGGGAGUACCAGAUGAAUGGUUUACGAUGGCUGGUUUCACUGUACAAUAAUAAUUUGAAUGGAAUAUUAGCUGAUGAGAUGGGUCUCGGUAAAACAGUACAAGUAAUAUCUUUGUUAUGCUACCUUAUGGAAACAAAAAAUGACCGGGGACCAUUUCUUGUGGUUGUACCAUCGUCUGUUCUUUCUGGAUGGGUAUCUGAACUCAACUUCUGGGCACCUAGUAUAAAUAAAAUUGCUUAUUUUGGUCCUCCAGAAGAAAGGCGCAGACUGUUCAAAGAGAUGAUUGUUCAACAGAAGUUCAAUGUUCUUUUGACAACAUAUGAGUACUUGAUGAACAAACAUGAUAGGCCAAAACUAAGCAAAAUACAGUGGCACUAUAUAAUAAUUGAUGAAGGACACCGUAUAAAGAAUGCGUCUUGUAAGCUCAAUGCUGAUCUGAAGCUUUAUCGGAGUUCUCAUCGGAUAUUGUUGACAGGAACACCUCUGCAGAAUAACCUUGAGGAACUUUGGGCACUUUUGAACUUUCUGUUGCCCAAUAUAUUUAACUCAUCAGAAGACUUCUCUCAGUGGUUUAACAAACCAUUUGAAAGUAAUGGUGAUAACUCAGCCGAUGAGGCCUUGCUCUCAGAGGAGGAAAACUUACUGAUCAUAAAUCGCCUUCACCAAGUUCUUCGGCCCUUUGUACUCCGAAGACUUAAGCAUAAGGUUGAAAGUGAAUUACCUGGGAAGAUCGAAAGACUUGUAAGAUGUGAGGCAUCAGCUUAUCAGAAACUUCUCAUGACAAGGGUGGAGAAAAACCUUGGUGGAAUUGGAGCAGUUAAGGUCCGCUCAGUGCACAACACUGUCAUGGAAUUGAGAAAUAUAUGCAACCAUCCAUACCUUAGCCAGCUUCAUGUUGAGGAGAUUGAGGGUCAUCUACCUAGGCACUAUCUGCCAUCUAUUGUGAGGCUCUGUGGAAAACUAGAGAUGUUGGACAGAUUGCUACCCAAACUUAAAGCCACUGGCCAUAGGGUUCUGCUCUUUUCUACAAUGACUAGAUUGCUUGAUGUAAUGGAGGAUUAUCUAGUAUGGAAAAAGUAUAAGUACCUUCGAUUGGAUGGGCACACUUCUGGGCAUGAGAGAGGGGCCCUUAUUGAUAACUUUAAUGAUCCUGAUUCUCCCGCUUUCAUUUUCCUGCUCAGUAUCCGAGCAGGGGGUGUUGGUGUCAAUCUCCAAGCAGCUGAUACCGUCAUUAUUUUUGAUACUGAUUGGAAUCCUCAGGUUGACCUCCAAGCACAGGCUAGAGCCCACAGAAUUGGUCAAAAGAAGGAGGUUCUUGUUUUACGUUUAGAAACGGUCCGUACUGUGGAAGAGCAAGUCAGGGCUGCAGCAGAACAUAAAUUAGGUGUUGCUAAUCAGAGCAUAACUGCUGGAUUUUUUGACAACAACACAAGUGCUGAAGAUCGGAGGGAGUAUCUUGAAUCGCUCCUACGUGAGUGUAAGAAGGAAGAAUCAGCUCCGGUGUUAGAUGAUGAUGCUCUAAAUAAUAUUCUUGCCCGGAGCGAAAAUGAGAUUGACAUAUUUGAAUCUAUUGAUAAGCAAAGAAGAGAAGAAGAAACGGCGGUAUGGCUAAAGGUUGUUCAGGAUGGUUCAGUUAGUGGGCUAGAUCCCUCAAUAAUGCCCUCCCGUCUUGUGUCCGAUGAUGAUCUGAAACCCUUUUGCCAUGUUAUGAAGAUUUAUGAAUCACCGAACAUAAAAAGUGUAAAGGUAAAUGUGAGGAGGAAGGGUGAACUUGGGGGCCUCGAUACAAAGCAUUAUGGAAGGGGAAAACGUGCUCGUGAGGUCCGAUCUUAUGAGGACCAAUGGACGGAAGAAGAAUUUGAGAAACUUUGUCAGGCUGAAUCUCCUGACUCACCUCAACCUGGUGGUGUAUUAAAGGAUUUAGAGGUCUCUAAAGUAAGUAUGUUGGAAGUACCUGCAGAAAGUUCAAAAGACCCAGUCCAAGCCAAAAUGGAGCCAGUCCCGGCUGUUGCAGAUUCAGUUGCAGACUCUUCACCAGCUAAGCGACGGAGAGGUAGACCUAGAAGGUCAGAUGUUUCAAUAUCUCCUGUUACGUCCCCUACAAAGGCUGGCAGACAAGAGACGGGAACUAUGCCUCAUGGCAGUUCUGCACCAGCAAGUAUCAUCCACUCUGCAGCACCAGCUACUACCAUCCAUUCUACUGGUCCAGAUGUUAUCAUCAAUUCUGCUUCACCAGUUGCUGCCUUCAAACCAGAGAUUGGCACUGAAAUGAAGGGUACUGCUUUUGCUGCUGCUCUACCAGCAGCUACCAUCAAACCAGAUAUUGGUACUGAACUUAAGGAUGUUUCUGUUGUUUUGGAACAGUCUUUAGCAAAGGAAGUUGGUGCACCAGUGCAGAGUGGUCACGAUCUAGUAGCUGCUAGCGCAGCACCUUAUCCACCAGCUCCUGCUACAUCUAGAGGCAGAAAAACCCAGGCAGGUGAAAUCCCUCGCAGAAGAGGCCGAAAACCGAAAUCUCUUAUGUCAUCUAAUGCAGGUGAUGUUAGUUUAAUCCCCGUGGUUUCAGUUGGUAGUGGAGAAACAUGUUCUAGUUCUGUGGUUUCUCCACACUCUCAAGUGGAUAUGCCCUUAUCAUGUGCAAGUGAUGUGUCAGGAUUGCAGAAGGAUUUGGUCACAGACAGACCUGUUCCAUCGUUGCCAGAGGGAGUUAAGGGUAUCUCCCCCCCUGCACGGGAAGUUACGACACCUGUGACAGAAGAUAGAUAUGCUGGAGCUUCAGUGAGCUCAGACAAUGCCAGCUCACUGCUGCCGAAGAUUGCCUGCAACGAAAUUGUUGGAUUUGUUCAAGCGAGCUCUGAGCAAGUUUCUUCAGCAUCUGUACCUACUAUACCUGUGGUUUCAGACGGGUUAUUGAAAACACCUCAUGUUCCGGUGGCUGAGAAGCAAGGUGCUUCACGUCGUCGCAGAAAGAAAGUAGCGGAUAGCGAUGAUACUGGAGUAAGCACUAGGCAAAGAUCAGCUAUGAAGAAAUCUUAUGGUACUCCUGUGACCAUGGACAAUGUUGUUACUGCCAUGAGCACAGGUGAGGAGCUAAGAAUAGUGAAAGGAGGAGAUGACAAUGCACUUCAAGAUACUUCCAAGGAAUUACCAAAUAUUAACUCUCCACCGCGUGACAAGUCUGGAUAUGACUCUCAGCCAAGCACACCUAUAGCAGUUCCGAUUAAUGAGGCUACACUUCCUAGUGGUUUCAAUGAUGUCCAUGUUACUUAUUCUGAAACAACUCCUAGGAUAUCCACUGAUCAUGAUGUCCAAGAUAAACCAGUAAAAUCACACCUGGGAGCACAAGCUCAAUUGCCAUGUAAGACAGGGAAGGACCAUGUUGCAGUAUAUUCUGACGUCACCACUACUCAUUCUGAAACGAUUACUGGCAAAUCAUUGCUAAAUCCUGUUAGUGAUGAUAAACCCGCAAAUGUCCAGUUUGAACCACCUGCUUCUUCACUUCAUAAUUCAGGUAAGGACAUUAAUACAUUGCCUUCUGAGGUCGUCAGUGUCACUCCAGUUGGUAGAAGGAGGAAAGGCUCAGCCCGCGAACCUCGCACCAAAAGUAAAUCUGCAACAGCUGCAUGUGAACGUCGUGCUCGCCUAGCUGGAUCGAAGCAGACAGAUGAUGUGAAAAAGGUAGAAGUAUCAGCAAGCCCGAGCACGACAGUUUGUGUUUCUUCAAUGGAACAACAAGAAGCUGGCACAUCAGAGCUUAUUACCGCUUCUGUUCGUGGAGAGCAGAAGAAUGCUGAUACUCGUGUAAGUGGGGAAGUGUCUAUUCCAGUGGGGAUAUCAGAGGCAAAGUUAGAAUCUCCAAAGAAAACUGCUUCCCAUUCAAGUACAACUUGUACUGAAGAAACAGAUAGCACUGUGAAAAGGCAGACUCCUGCAUUAGCUCUAUCCAGAGAAAGUAGUGACAAGCAAGGUCUUGAAGGUCAUCAUAUAGAUCAGCAAACACUGGUUUUGGCUGCAGAACCAGCCUCUGCAAAUGAUGAUUGCACUACGGUUGUCCUACCAGACAGCCAAACCCCUUUUGUUGCCUCAGAUAAGGAUAUUCUUGCCCCGACAAAAGCUGAUGAUGAUGGUCUGCAAAGUGAGGGAGCUGCCAUUGAUGUGACUUGUCCUAAACAAAAUAAUCGGGUAGUUGAAACCUUGCAAACUGAUGCCAGUUUCAGCAUUCAGACUACUUCAUUAGUAGAAUCAGCAGAAAACAAAUCACCUGGAGGUGAUUCUCAUGAGUUGAAAGAAGGGAUAGAGUUGGCUGGGUCCAUGAUGCAGUGCAAAAUACCAGUGUCAAGUCCUGAUGAGAAGAGUACUGGAAUUCAUAUUGCACAACUAGUGGAGAUGGUUUCAGCUGCUGGACAAGCAUCUACAAAAGAUGAUAAGGAACACAAGAUGGUUGAUAUUACUAAAUUUUUGUCUGGUGCAGAACGGGAAACACCGCGAGAUAACUCAGAUACUAGCACUGUUGUAGACUCACACACUUCUCCAAGAUAUGCAGGUUGUGAGGGUCAAAAGGACCAUUCCGCUGAGACUAAUUUGCCAGGCAAUCAGAAUAUUUGUAAAGCCUCAGAUAAGGAACGUGCCACAACUGAAGAUGAUAUGGAAGGCGCUAACCAAGACUCAGCCGAAACAAAAGCUGUACAGAUUGAUGACAUCUCUAAAGGUUCUUCUAGGGACUUGCCUGCUGCUUUACAAUCAACUGACUCAAACCAGCCAGCAGAACAAGAGGUAUUAGAGGGUAGUGCCCCUAUCUGUAAAGAAGAUUGUACUGAUCUGCAAAGUGAAGUUGAUGUUGUUGGUAUGAAAGGUGCUAGCCAAGACUCAGCCGAAACCGAAGGUAUGCAGAUUGAUGAUAUCUCGAAAGGCUCUUCUAGUGACUUGCCUUCUGCUUUACAAUCAACUGACUCAAACCAGCCAGCAGAACAAGAGGUAUUAGAGGCUAGUGCCUCUAUCUUAACAGAUGAUCAUACUGAUGUGCAAAGGGAAGUUAUUGUUGUUGGUAUGAAAGGUGCUAGCCAAGACACUGCCGAAACCGAAGCUAUGCAGAUUGAUGAUAUCUCUAAAGGCUCUUCUAGUGACUUCCCCCCUGCUUUACAAUCAACUGGCUCAAAUCAGCCAGCAAAACAAGAUGGAUUAGAGAAUAGUUCCUCUAUAUUUGCUUCUCCAAAAGAACAGGAGAAAGUGGAAGAAACUUUCAAUGAAACUGAUGGUGGCAAUCCAAACCGUAGUCAUACUGACGAUGCUUCUCAUAUUAUGAAUUUAGUUGGCUAUUCUCCUUCAGAAGACUCAGAUGAGGAUGAUUCUGUCCAGGUAGCUGAUGUUGGUGAUUUAGUGGGAAGCAAAGAAACUCCUCUUGAUGUCCUGUCCGCUACAAUUACUGAUGCGAAUAAGGAAUCAGUGCAGACUGAUGGUUCUGGGGAACGUCAGCACGUCUUCCCAGCUCACCGAGAGCAGCCAUCAUUUGCACUGGAGCCCCAAACCACUACCAUAGCCAGUGUUGUUGAAGUUAGUGCUGCUGGCAUGGCCAUCAUUGUUCGUCCUGUUGACACUGAACAGCAGCCAAUUAAAGAAAUCACUUCUGCUCCUUCAGAGGAUGCUGAUUUGGAUCAAGGAAGCUGUGCCUUGCAACAUGCAAAUCCUCCUCCUGCAACCACCCCGCUCGUGACAGUUGAAUGUGAUAAAGAUACUGAUGAUGGUGCUGGCAGGUUAGAAGCUUCUGGUAGUGUUGAUAGUGAAGCAGUGGGUGUUCAAGAAACAGCCAUUACUGAUCAGGAAGGAACAAGAGAAGAAAGCAAUCUGAAAUAUAGAAGUGGCAGUCAGCAACUUGAUGACGAUCUUGAUGACGCUCUUGGUUCAUCAUGUCAUACAUUGAGUACUGUGUGUGAUAAGAUACCAAGUGAUGAGAAGGUUACUGCUACCAGUCAUUCUGAAGCUCCCAAGUCAGUUGAGCUUGUUGUAGAACCAAUGCCAACUCGAGAAAUUGCUGCUCCUAUCCAACAGGAAAGAUAUCAUGAACCGGUUCCUAUGCAUGAACCUUGCACAAAACCUAGUGGUGAUUCUGGUAUUGCUAGAGGAGCAGAACCAAUUGAAGAAAGGGUCCAUCCUGCUGAACAGCAACCUGCUACAUCUGAACUUGUUGAGACACGACCAAAGCCAACUGAGGUUGGUGGUACCAUCCAAGAUGAAUCUGUUAAUGCAGCAGGUUUGGCUAAUGACUACUGCAGGUCAGAACAGCUUGCAAGACCUGAGCCAAUUCAUGAAACUCAUGUUUUGCAAGGCAAACUGGAGGCAGCAAGUUCAGGAGAUGGACACUGCACGGUAGAGCAUGGCGGUGCUUCCUCGCAAACUGUAAUUGUUGUCGAGCCUAUGUUUGGAGCUUCUGUUCAUGUGCAAGAGGAUCGUGCAGAAGCUAAUAGUCCUGUGGAGGUUGGUGACACGAUGGACCUUGACAGCAAAGAUGCUACAUUUAAGGUUACCGCCACUGAAGUGCAAGAAGUUUCAGUAAUUCCUGACCCUGUGGAGCAUGAUGGCACAGAAACCCUUGCGGCUCCUCAGGAGGAAAUUACUGUCGCUACAGAACCAGAAGAACCUGCUCAAAAGGAAAAUGCUGAAUCUGUUGUCAUAGCGCCAGAGUCUAUGCAGCAUGCUGGUACAGAAGUUGACCUAAGUAAAGAAACAUCUAUACCUCCCCAAGAGGAAACUACUGUAGUCUUGGUUACUGAAGUAGAUGCACCUACACAAGACGAAAAUAGUGGCACAGCUCCAUCCAACUUUGUCACCAUGGAAAUGACGGAAGCCACUGCUGUUGUUGCGUCUGUUCUUGUUCCUGCCGAACCAUAUCCUGUCCAAGCAUGUACUGUGGAGCAAACGGGUUUGGAGGGUGCAAGUAGUCCAGAACUUGGAAUGGGUACUUUAUCUGCUUCCAUAGUUCAUCAUCAAAGUCCUGUUGCUAUUUCAGCAAUUCCUGACCCUGUGGAGCAUGAUGGCACAGAAACACUUGCGGCUCCUCAGGAGGAAAUUACUGUCGCUACAGAACCAGAACCUGCUCAAAAGGAAAAUGCUGAAUCUGUUGUCAUAGCGCCAGAGUCUAUGCAGCAUGCUGGCACAGAAGUUGAUCUAAGUAAAGAAACAUCUAUACCUCCCCAAGAGGAAACUACUGUAGUCUUGGUUACUGAAGUAGAUGCACCUACUCAAGACGAAAAUAGUGGCACAGCUCCAUCCAACUUUGUCACCAUGGAAAUGACGGAAGCCACUGCUGUUGUUGCGUCUGUUCUUGUUCCUGCCGAACCAUAUCCUGUCCAAGCAUGUACUGUGGAGCAAACGGGUUUGGAGGGUGCAAGUAGUCCAGAACUUGGAAUGGGUACUUUAUGUGCUUCCAUAGUUCAUCAUCAAAGUCCUGUUGCUAUUUCAGUAAUUCCUGAUCCUCUGGAGCAUGAUGGCACAGAAACACUUGCGGCUCCCCAGGAGGAAACUACUGUCGCUACAGAACCAGAAGCAGAGAAAGUGGUAGAUGCGCCUGCUCAAAAGGAAAAUGCUGAAUCUGUUGUCAUAGCGCCAGAGUCUAUGCAGCAUGCUGGUACAGAAGUCGAUCCAAGUAAAGAAACAUCUCUACCUCCCCAAGAGGAAACUACUGUAGCCUUGGUUACUGAAGUAGAAGCACCUACUCAAGACGAAAAUAUUAUUGAACCAGUUGCCAUAGAGCCAGAUUCUGUGGAGCAUGCCAGUGAAGUUGAUCAAAGCAUUGAAACAUCUGUGCCUCAGAAGGAAAUUUUGCUAGUGUGUGAUACAGAACCAGCAGACAAAAGGAUAGAGGCAUCUGCUCCAGAGGAUAAUGUUCAAGCAGUUGCCGAAGAGCCAGUACCUGCAGGAACAGAUGACUCCAUACCUACUACAGCGGAAAUGCAGCCAGCUGAGGAAAAUACAGAAUCUACUGAUUCUACUCAACCUAGUUCUAUGGAGAUGGAAAUUGUAGAAGCAUCAUGCUCUGUUGAUCAAGAAUUGGUAAAUUCUGAGUCUGAUCAGCCUAAUCAGGUGGAGAUGGAGCCAUUUAAGGAGAUUUCGGUGCCUACUUUUGUGGAAUCUCCCAAGAAACAACCUUCACCCGAUGAAGUUGUGCUAGUCACAGCUGGUGAGCUCCGCAACCAGGAGGUAGUGGAAGCUCCACGAUCUGAGCCUGUAUCUAAUGAUGAAUGUGUGGAGCCAAAGGAAGCUGAGGCUGCAGCUUCUGAGCUUCCUGUUAUGGGGGUAGUAGAGGUGCUAAACACUGAGCUUUCACCUGAUUGUGAAAAUGCAAAGCUGAAAGAACCUGAAACUGAACAACAAUUGUCUGGUGACAAUGCGGUAGUCACAACUAGUGAGCUUCCUAGCAAGGAUGGAAUGGAAGCUGGUGAAACUGUACAACCAGAAGAAGCUGAUGCCACAGCUGAUGUGCCUCCGGUUGUGGAGGAAGCAGAGGUGCUAAAUGAGCCUUCACCUGCUUCAAAUCAGCCAUUGCCAUCUCCCAGAGGAGAAGAUGACUAGAUGAGGCUAAUGGGGUUGAUGAAUGUGAGAAGUAGAUUAUGCAAAUGUUGUAUCUAGAAUAUAGUAAGAUCCUGUUGUAUUCCAGAACCGCUAUGUAUGCUUAAGUUAAUUUGUGACUUGGGAACUUUUGUACCUUACAAAUGAUUUAGGGUCUGUUUGGCACUGCAUCAGCUUUUGUGCAUGAGGUAAUAAAAUAAUGUCAUCUGCAUCAGGCCCAUAACAAAGCAA
Messenger RNA from Brachypodium distachyon (stiff brome), 12245 nucleotides. Its product is annotated as chromatin structure-remodeling complex protein SYD. The transcript is spliced from 35 exons. Gene Ontology annotation, molecular function: ATP-dependent chromatin remodeler activity; ATP binding; DNA binding. Gene Ontology annotation, biological process: positive regulation of transcription by RNA polymerase II. The record is from RefSeq and is a predicted model, not a curated record. The coding region runs from base 399 to 12017 and encodes 3872 amino acids. NCBI's taxonomy places the organism in Eukaryota, Viridiplantae, Streptophyta, Magnoliopsida, Poales, Poaceae. Gene Ontology annotation, cellular component: nucleus.